GUUCAGGUUUGAACUGGGAGGGGCAUCCAAUGCUGACAUAUAAAGGAUAUCUACUCUCACUCUCAAAGUACUCUCUCAUGCAUUUGGCUAAGUCAUGUUUCUUAUCAACAUUUAUGAUUUUUAAACUACUAAAAUUAAAGGAAGACUUUCAUUAAAGUGUUGGAAUUAAACUUGUGGGAUAUUGAUCUGCUCAGUUUAGUAGCAGAGGGGUUUUAAUCAGUUUCAGCUGCUUUGGUGUUGAUGAAUUUAACAACAGGUGCACUCGAGGGGCAACAAUGGUUUUGGGGGUUGUUGGUAGCUGCUUGUAGCAUGAGGCAUGGUUGGCAUCAACAUCAUACUCCAACUCCUCCAGGAUGGCACAUCAAUACGUGCCAUUGCCAAAAGGUUUGUGGUUCCUCCCAGCACGGUCUCAAUCACACCUGAUCUGACCAAAGAAUCAUGAGGGUGGCUCCUGAAGCCAGGUUUGCAUUUGCCAAAGAAUACCAGGAUUAGCAGGUCCAUCACUGGCGCUCUGUGCUUUUCACAGAUGAGAGCAGGUUCACCCUGAGCACAUGUAAUAGACAUGAAAGGAUGUGGAGAAGCUGUGGAGAACAUAAUGCUGCCUUUAACAUCAUUCAGCAUGACCGAUUAAGUGGUGGGUCAGUGAUGACCUGGGAAAGCAUAUCCAUGGAGGAACACACAGACGUCUUCAGGUUAGGUGCUGCAUUAGAUAUCAGGAUGAAAACCUUAGUUCCAUUCUCAGACCUUUUGCUGGUGCAAUGCAUCCUGGGCUCCUCCUGGUGAAUGACAAUGUCCAACUUCAUGUGGCAACAGUAUGGAGGCAGUUCUUGGAGAAUGAAGGAACUGACACCACUGACUGCCCCCUUGGUGUUAUAGGCAAAAUGGAGUAAUCUGCUCUAUAAUUUACCUUUCAGGGUGUCUUUGAAUUCAGCUCUCUGUAGGACGAUCAUUUUCAUUUCCAUCAAACAAUGUGGGAUCCUUUCAUUCCUAACACAUCAGCAUAGAUAUCCAAAUAUCUGACGUGUUUUUUAAGUGUUCACUUCAUUUUCUUGAGCGGUGUACAUACAAAAAUAAGGAGCUUCCUUAACAGCAUAACAGGUCCCCUUUAAGGAGGGUGGCUUUUUUGGUGUUUUUUGCUCUAAACUACCUGUUUAAGCAGCUUUAAUGUUUUUAAAAUCAUCUUGUUCCACAGUAUGACAUGCUUUGUGCAUGAGCGUAUUACUGAAGCUGUGUGUGAGUCAGUCAAAGGUAAAUCAGCAGCAUCAUUUCAGACACAGAAAUAAAAUUCAGCAGGCACAACGGAUAUUUUCAUUGAGAUGUGGGCACCUUAAUGCACCUGUACUUACUGAUAGUUUGGAGUAUAGAUGCUCCUGUUAGUGUGAUUAGUGGCAGAAAAAGAGCCUCACCAACGUCACUAUUUUCAGUUAACUGCCAAAUUGAUCUUAAAUGGGCCAGACCAGUAAAACCGUUGAACAAUAACCUUUUAAACACCCCAAAUUGUUUAUUUUUAAUUCAAUGAAAUCAUUCUGAAAAGCUCUGUAUUUAAUGGAGAGUUUGGAUCCUUGGGUUCACGCUCUGGCAUCUGGCCCUGUGGUCUGAAGAAGUAUCUAUAGACUGCUGUACAUAGAGAGCAUUAGAGGGGAGCAGUCUGCACAUGGCAGGCUUUUAUUGGGUUACUAUAGUAAUGUAAAUGGAUUAAAACCACCGCUCAGCUCGAGCGACUCCCAGUGAGUGAGCUAAAUGAUUCACGACUGGAUUUGGGCCGUGCUGUAAUUGAAUACAGCAUACGCUGCGUAUCGGACACAAACUGCGACCGGUGUCAUCUGUGACUGGACGUCCGGCUUCGCUCUGGACAUAUUGCUUAGACAGAAGGAUGCAGAGGGGAAAAUUAGGAAAGUGCAGAUGGGUAAGAAACUAAAGCACUCCCGGUCUGCUGCGUUCUCCAUGUGCCUGUUGUGUAUUUUGAUUGCAGGUUGCCAGAUCCUGUGUACUGUAUGCAUUUUGUUGUUUCCUCCCGUCCAGGUCGCCAGCCAUGGGGAACCUCAUUAAGGUCCUUGGCAAGGAUUUAGAGAACUGUCCACAUUUUUUCCUGGACUUUGAAAAUGCCCAGCCCACGGAGGCAGAGACGGCCGUGUGGAACCAGGUCAGCGCCGUGCUGGAGGAGGCUCACGGGAUCCUGGCCGAGCUGCAGUCCUACAACGGAGCGGGCCAGGAGAUACGAGAAGCCAUCCAGAACCCGGGCGACCUUGCUCUUCAGGAGAAGGCCUGGAACGCAGUGUGCCCCCUGGUGGCCAAGCUGAAGCGGUUCUACGAGUUCUCCCUCCGACUGGAGAACGCCUUGCGCAGCCUGCUGGAGGCGCUGACGAGCCCGCCGUAUGCUCCCAUGCAGCACCUGGAGAGAGAGCAGGCCUUGGCCAAGCAGUUUGCUGAGAUCCUCCAUUUCACCCUCAGCUUCGAUGAACUAAAGAUGACAAAUCCAGCCAUUCAGAAUGACUUCAGCUACUACAGGAGGACCAUAAGCAGGAACAGGCUGAACAACCAGCAGCUGGAAGCGGAGAACGAGGUUAACAACGAGAUGGCAAACAGGAUGUCGCUGUUCUACGCCGAAGCAACACCAAUGCUGAAGACUCUGAGUAACGCCACCACCAAGUUUGUCUCAGAGAAUAAGACCUUGCCCAUAGAGGACACCACAGACUGCCUGAGCACCAUGGCCUGCGUGUGUCGCGUCAUGCUGGAGACUCCGGAGUACCGCUGUCGGUUCACCAACACAGACACCAUGCUGUUCUGCAUGAGGGUGAUGGUGGGCGUCAUCAUCUUGUAUGACCACGUUCACCCCGUCGGGGCUUUCGCCAAGACCUCCAAAAUUGAUAUGAAGGGCUGCAUCAAGGUGCUGAAAGAGCAACCGUCUAACAGUGUGGAGGGACUCCUGAACGCACUGAGAUACACGACACGGCAUCUACACGAUGACAGCACCUCCAAACAAAUCAGGGCCCUCCUGCAAUGAAACAAAGAAGAAGAAGAAGCGACCAGGAGAGGAGGAGGAGGAGGGGAAACGAAGGAGCGCACUUGAAGGAGGAGGAAACAAACGCUGAUAAACCUGUUUGUUUACAAUGAACAAAGAGAAAAAUCAUCUCCGGGGUUAAGUGCGACCUGAUGACAAUAAGAAGAGGAAAAUAAUUAUAUAUAUUGUCAGCUGUCCAUCAUUCUGUCUCUCAUUUUGUAAAGUAAGAAAAGAAGAAAAAAAAGCCAGAAAAGAAGAUAUAGAUAUAUAUUAAGAAAAGUGAAACACUGAGCAGCAGGUGAAGAAUAGGUAGGAUUAAAGAGGAAGCUAUAUUGGAAGAUUUAAGGUCAGAACCAACUGAAAGUGUACGAAACAAAAAAAAAGAAAAAAAAAGAGGGUUAAUGUUCCAGAAGUAGUCUGACGAGUAUUUUUGCACACACUUUGAAAACAUCUCCUUCCCCAAUGAAAUCUGAUCCCAAACUGGUUCCCAUUGCUUGAACUGGAGGGGCUCUCCUUCAGCUGCACUGGUCUCCACCCACGGGUGAAUCAUAAAGCAAUGUGAUGGAUACACUCCGGAGAUUUGCUUCUACCCGUUUCACUUUCCUUCUGGUGCAGCUGGAGGAAAGCAGGCAGGCGGAGACGGGACGCUUCUGUUUUUGCCCCGAUUUCUUCCUCCUCAUCCAUCCAUCAAGUAUAUGCUUUUUUUCCCCUUUAAAUUUCUCCUCAUCACCAACAAAAAUGUAAAAAAAAUAAAAUAAAUAAAGAUCCGCCCGUGUCGUGUGCCCCGAUGCCGUUUAUGUUCCUGCACACAAAAACCAUCUUGCCAGUUGUCUGGCUUUACUUGAACUACGUCCUUCACUCUCUCCAUGGUGCUAAUGUGGUUUCUCGCAGCUUCUUAUCUGAUAUCGUUCGGCUGUGAUGUGGGACAUACAGUGAUUUUGUCAUCCUCUUCUUUUGUGCACAAGUUAGCCACGAUGGUGAGUGAGCCUUCAGCAUCUCUGUGCGUUAAAAAAGGGGGUCAAAUCUGAGAGGGCAUUUUUGGGGAAACCGCAGCACACUUUUACUUCUUCACCCAGUGCCAAAGCUUAUUCUGUUUUUACAUCGCACGUGAGUCAGGCUCCAGGGUUUGAUGGCAUUAUUAUAUCACUCAUCUUUCUUUUCUUUUUGUAAAAGAGGAUUAAAAAGCCGAGACACACGUGAAAAACAAGUGGGAAGGUGGUCCGAUUUACGCACAUUUUAAGGGAGAUCCGAGUGUUCCGGUGUAAAUACGUGAAGCUUUUCACAGCGGGCAUCCACACGUUCCCCGUCGGGGAAUAUGAAAAAACCACCAUCACGAACUCACACAUAAAAACUCGAGUGCUUUCUUUUAGAGCGAGGUUUAAAAAGUCCAUCAAUAAGUGGGAAAUAAAAAUGAAACUAAAAAUGAUCCAAAAGGAGAUUCAAAAGAAGUGCUGUACUUUGGAUGUCUAGAGCCCUUAGUCUUAUUUAAUUUGAUCUUAUAAUAUAUUUUCUAUACAGGGGUAUGUGCGCGAGCAUAUUCUGUAUAAAUACAUAGAUGGCAUGUUGCAAAAGUUCUGACAGAAAUGUGUAAAUAAGGUGUUUUUAUUCAUUUUUAAUCGUUCAGUGACGCUGAAAUUGGGUAUGUGUUGUCUCUCAGAAUUACCAUGCGUUUGGCUUGGACCAUCGGACUUGCCGUAGUCAUAGGUUUCAGAAAUUCAGCUUCAUUAAUGGCGAAUGAACCGGAGGGAGGGGAGGGACGCUAAGUGGGGAGGGGGCCGGGGCUGUCCAUUUGCUUGUUAUU
Messenger RNA from Oreochromis aureus, 4802 nucleotides. It is a transcript of the gene fam49al, whose product is annotated as family with sequence similarity 49 member A, like. Lineage: Eukaryota; Metazoa; Chordata; Actinopteri; Cichliformes; Cichlidae. The transcript is spliced from 10 exons. Bases 2033 to 3004 code for a protein of 323 amino acids. Gene Ontology annotation, molecular function: small GTPase binding. Gene Ontology annotation, biological process: regulation of actin filament polymerization. The record is from RefSeq and is a predicted model, not a curated record.